UUUAGAACGAGAAAAUGAAGAGAAGCCCUUUGGAAUUUGAUCAAACACGAAAUACCCACUCUCGAAAAUCUGCAACUUCCGAACUGGACGGAGAGGAAUAAGAGAAAAGACGAGGAAGAGUUCUGGAUUUAUUGGCUUUUGCAGAGCUACUUGUUAGUUCUGAAGGUGAAGGUUGGCUUGUUGAAGGUUUGAAAGUAAAGGAAAAUGGGGUCAUCGGGUGCCUCUGGAGAUUUAUCUGGGGAGAUGGAGGUGGAUGCUUUUAGGCGUCUCUUCCCUCUGCGUUUCUAUGAACGCCAUCUCCUUGAGUCUGUACGUCCUGAUGCCAGGCCACUUGGCAGAGCAAGAGAUACCACUGUGGCCCUUGGGGCUGUGGCAACUGCUGAUGGGUCAGCCAUGGCGAAGAUUGGUUGCACGACCAUGUUGGCUGCAAUCAAGUUGGAAGUUAUGACUCCUCCAUUGGACUCAUCAGACGAGGGCUCCGUAGCUAUUGAUUUCCACAUGCCUCCAAUUUGCUCUCCAAUUGUUAGGCCUGGCAGACCAGCAGAGGUGGCACCGGUUGUGUCAAAACAGUUAUCUGACGCAAUUAUAAGUUCUGGAAUGAUCAAUUUAAAGGAACUGUCAUUAGUCAGUGGAAAGGCAGCUUGGAUGGCAUAUUUGGAUAUAUACUGUCUAGAUGCAGAUGGUGCUCUUUUCGAUGCAGCAUUACUUGCAGCAGUUGCUGCCUUCUCUCACUUGCAAAUUCCAGCUGUCACUGUCAAUGAUGAUGGAAGAGUUGUUAUCAUGUCAGGGGAAAAUGAAGAAGGCAAGCUACUAAAAGACCCAGUCAACAAAGAGAAAAGGAAGCUUACUCUGACUUGUAUUCCUUUCUCAUUGACUUGCAUCCUUCACAAAAAUUACAUCUUGGCUGACCCUACUGCAGAAGAAGAGUCUGUGAUGGAAACUCCUGUUACUGUGGUAUUAGACUCUUCAAGUCGACUUGUGUCCCUCUACAAGCCAGGAGGACCAGUUCUUGCUUACAUGUCAGCUGUUCAGGAUUGUGUUGCACUUACAAGGCAAAGAGUGAAAGAACUCCAGAAGAUUCUUAGUGAUGCCAUUUCUGAUAUGGAAGUUGACUAGGCUUACUAUUUUGUGAGUUGGAUUGACACAAUUUGGGUUGGCUUGUAACAGUCUGUUCUUUCUUGAUAAAAGUUUUGUUUCCAAGUAAUGCAUCUUAUAUUCAGUUUCUUAAGCAAUCUUGAAUUAMCGAGAGUUAUAUUUGAUGGUGGUUGAGCUUUAA
Molecule: messenger RNA, 1276 nt
Organism: Nelumbo nucifera (sacred lotus)
Lineage: Eukaryota; Viridiplantae; Streptophyta; Magnoliopsida; Proteales; Nelumbonaceae
Product: 3'-5'-exoribonuclease family protein
Biological process (GO): nuclear polyadenylation-dependent rRNA catabolic process; nuclear-transcribed mRNA catabolic process, deadenylation-dependent decay; nuclear mRNA surveillance
Cellular component (GO): nuclear exosome (RNase complex); cytoplasmic exosome (RNase complex)
Molecular function (GO): mRNA 3'-UTR AU-rich region binding
Source: RefSeq, a predicted model, not a curated record